AUGUGGAUUUUUGUAAAAGUACUAGAAGAUAAAACCAUUACCCUUGAGGUCGAGAAAAUCGAUAAUAUCAAAAAUGUCAAGACUAAAAUUGAAGAAAAAGAAGGACUUCCGGUUAAUUUUCAACGAUUGAUUUUUAAUGGAAAGCAGCUCGAAGAUAAAUAUAAAAUUGAUGAUUAUGAUAUUAAAAAAGAUUCCACUUUGCAUUUGGUAGCGAGUUUACCAGGUGGAGCAAAGAAACGUAAGAAGAAGACUUAUACAACACCCAAGAAAAUUAAGCAUAAGAGAAAGAAGGUAAAAUUGGCAGUUCUCAAGUAUUACAAAGUUGACGAGAAUGGUAAAAUUACGCGGCUUCGUAGAGAAUGUCCCAACGCUUCUUGUGGUGCUGGUAUUUUCAUGUCAUAUCAUUAUGACCGUCAAUAUUGUGGAAAGUGUGGACUUACGUACGUCUUUAAGAAAGAUGAUGUUGAGGCUUAA
Messenger RNA from Diversispora eburnea, 474 nucleotides. NCBI's taxonomy places the organism in Eukaryota, Fungi, Glomeromycota, Glomeromycetes, Diversisporales, Diversisporaceae. The record is from the annotation of a GenBank genome assembly.